AUGGAAGUAAUAGCGUCCAAACAAAGAGGAACGGUCAAAGGGGGCAUUGUGAUUGUUGGCGCAAUUUUCUUUGAGCGAGCCUUUGAUCAGGCUGGGGAUGCGCUGUUCGAGCAAUUGAAUCGCGGGAAACUCUGGAAGCACAUUAAACACAGUUAUGAGAAAACAGAUGAAUGAAGAUGAUGCUGCAGGCUGUAUGGUGUCCAUUCUCAAGAGAACUUUAAUUUUCAAGGUCCACUGCUGUCUUCCAGUUGAAUUGAAUUGAAGGAUUCCAAGACUGAACUACCUGGUAGCAUGUGGAAGCCAGUUUUAUUUUGCUCCAUCUGGACUUUUCACCAUGUAUUUAAACAAUACUGUGUAAGCUAUGGCUAAUAAAGUACACACAAAAAAAAAAAAAAAAAAAAACAGGGAGAAUG
Messenger RNA from Protopterus annectens (West African lungfish), 413 nucleotides. Its product is annotated as cytochrome b-c1 complex subunit 9-like. The coding region runs from base 1 to 174 and encodes 57 amino acids. The record is from RefSeq and is a predicted model, not a curated record. The transcript is spliced from 2 exons. Gene Ontology annotation, biological process: mitochondrial electron transport, ubiquinol to cytochrome c. Lineage: Eukaryota; Metazoa; Chordata; Ceratodontiformes; Protopteridae.